AGGCCCAGGUGCCGGGCUUGGGAAUGGAGACUCUUGUCUUGUGGGCAGGAAGUGCGGGUGCUGAGUAGCUCAAGGGCCCUGGGGAGGCGGUGGGGCGCAGGAGGGGUGUGUGUUGUGGUGAGCAGGAGCGGAAGGAGGAAGCACCAGCCACCACAGCCAUAUUCACUGUGCAGCCAGGAAGUGCUCCUGGGAUCCCAGGCCAAACAUCCCUUCUUGGGCCCUCUGGAGGGUAGAUGUGGAUUCUCAGUUACACCCUGGGCCAGCACUCCCUCUGAUCCAUACAAUGAGGCCGUGAUGCCAGACUCGCUUGGGGGGCUCCUGUGCAGCUUUCACUUUGUGGAUGAUGGACGACUACAGACUCUCUGACCACCCCCAACCCAUGGAAUUUCUCAACAUCUACUUGGGAGACAACCUUCAGCCUGACCCAGGCACAAGCCUGAGGGACAUGUGUCACCAUCAGGAUCCUUCUGGACCCCUCAGGCAAGAUGCUGCUUCCCAGGGCUCUGGGAUGGAGCUCACGCAUUUGGGCAGCUGCUCUUCCCAGGAGGAGUGCAGGCAGAGUCCAGCACUGGGAGGGGCACCUGGUGACAGCCAUCCUGUGGGGAGCCCAGGGCAGAACCCAGGCACAUCCACGCAGGUAGUAUUCUGGGCAGGCAUCUUGCAGGCCCAGAUGUGUGUCCUGGACCUGGAGGAGGAGCUGGAGAAGACAGAGGGGCUCAGGGCUGAGCUGAGACGAUGCCUCCCCACAGUCCCAACAAACCUUCCUGGGGACGUAGGCCUGUGCAGCAGUGCCCCUGAGGAUGAGGACUCUGGGGAAGACAGCAGUGGACCCGAGGUAGAGCAUGAGACAUGGCCAAGACAGGGAACCCCAGGCUUUUCCCCAGAGUGGGGUUCUGAAGAGGAGAGUCUGUUCUUCAAUAAUCCCCUCUUCCUGGAGAGCCCUUGUUCGGAGGCCAAUGCUUCUGGAGAAUGCUUUUCUUGGGGGUUCCCAGACCCCCACGCAGAUGUGAAGACUGGACUUGAGAGCCCACAGACCCUGGAGACGCCCCUCUUGGGAGGCUCAGUUCCACAGGAGCUGGGAAGUGAGCCAGAUUUGGAGGACAGCUCUGCUGAUGCUAGUGGACACAGCACCCCUCCGUUUCCUGUGCCCAUCUAUAAACCACACUCCUUUUGCUGUGCCCCAGUGUUCCCUGUUGAGGGGACUUUCACAGCCCCUCCCGGUCAGCGGGAGAGUGAGACUUCUCUGGGAGAUAGGCUUGGUCCUGCCCUAUCUGGAGCACACCUUGUGGAUAAAGCGACCUGGGAAACAGAACACCUUGGAUCUCACCUUAGUCCUGCCACAUAUCCUGUGCAACCUUGGGACCCUCCCAACCCUCAGAGCUGGCAGACCAAAGAAGGUCCUUCUAGGCCUCAGGUGCCUCUUAUUUUCCAGGACAGAGUUUCUUCCUCAGGUGACAGUGAGGCUGGGAACCCCCAGGAAUCUGCUCCCUGUACUUUGGCUGCCCCCAACCCCUGGGAGAGCCCAGCUUCUUCACCGGAUCCUAGCAGCCCCGAGUCUGAGGACAGAGGCCCUGGUCCCAGGCCUAGCCCAGCAUCAUCCCAGGAGGGCAGCCCGAAGCUGCAGCGCCACAGCUUGGGCACUUUUCCCAAGUGGACACUAGAUGCCUCAUACUCCUCACUCUUGGAGACAGAUGGAUUAGAGCCAAGUUUCCUCGAGAAAGAGGAGGUGGGGGAGGCCCCAAGCCCAGGGAAGGAAGUAAGGAGUGAAGUCACCAUCAGCCCUACAGAGGCUGGAGGCUCCCAGCCCAGCGUUCACCUGACUCCUGCACAAGGGUCCCUUCAGUCAAGGCUCUUGAGCUCCAGCUCCGACCCUGAGGCUGGGACACCCCCUACCACGAAUGACCUGAAAGCACACUUGACCCAGAGGCCCUGCAUCUCCAUUCCAAGCAAGAUCCUGAGAGCACCACUGGACUUUUUCAGGCUUCCUGAGGACCCCAUGCCCCAAGCACGGUCCCCAGAGGAGGACCAGAGGCCAUCAGCUGGAGAUAAGCUGGCUAAUGGCAUCAGGAACGACAAGGUGGCCUGGAACUUGGCCUCACGGCUCUAUCACCUAGACGGCUUCCGGAAGUCUGAAGUGGCUGCCUACCUGCAGAAGAACAACGACUUUAGCAGGGCAGUGGCUGAGGAAUACUUGUCCUUCUUCCAGUUUGGAGGCCAGAGUCUGGACCGAGCCCUCCGGGGCUUCCUCCAGGCCCUGGUGCUCAGUGGGGAGACGCAGGAGCGAGAACGAAUCCUCUACCAGUUUUCUAGACGCUUCCACCACUGCAAUCCAGGGGUCUUUCCCUCGGCAGAUUCUGUACAUACCUUGACAUGUGCAAUCAUGCUCCUUAACACAGACCUGCAUGGACAGAACAUUGGGAAGAGCAUGAGCUGCCAGGAAUUCAUAACCAACCUGAACGGCCUGCAGGAUGGUGGCAACUUCCCCAAGGGGCUGCUGAAGGCCCUCUACUGGUCUAUCCGCAGCGAGAAGCUCGAAUGGGCUGUGGAUGAAGAAGACUCAGCCAGACCUGAGAAGGCCCUGCCAUCCUCGCCAGCUGGCAAGAUGAGCAGCCCCUUCCUCCAGCUGGCCCUGGAUCCCAUGGUGACCACCUACAAGCAGGGCAUCCUAGCUCGGAAGAUGCAUCAUGAUGCAGAUGGCAAGAAGACACCAUGGGGCAAGCGUGGCUGGAAGAUGUUUCACACCUUACUGCGAGGGAUGGUUCUCUACUUCCUGAAGGGAGAGGACCACUGUCCCGACGGGGAAAGCUUGGUGGGGCAGAUAGUGGAUGAGCCUGUGGGGGUACACCAUUCGCUGGCCACUCCAGCCACCCAUUACACCAAGAAGCCGCACGUCUUCCAGCUGCGGACUGCUGACUGGCGCCUCUACCUCUUCCAAGCUCCCACUGCCAAGGAGAUGAGUUCCUGGAUUGCGCGCAUCAACCUGGCCGCUGCCACGCACUCCGCUCCACCCUUCCCUGCCGCCGUGGGCUCCCAGCGCAGAUUCGUGCGGCCCAUCCUGCCCGUAGGCCCGGCCCGGAGUUCCCUGGAGGAGCAGCAUCGAUCCCACGAGAACUGCCUGGAUGCUGCCUCAGACGACCUGCUGGACCUGCAGAGGCACUUACCCGAGCGACGGGGCCGCAGCCGCGAGCUGGAGGAGUACCGUUUGCGGAAGGAGUACCUAGAGUACGAGAAAUCCCGCUAUGAGACCUAUGUGCAGCUGCUGGUGGCCCGACUGCACUGCCCCUCUGAAGCCCUGGACCUGUGGGAGGAGCAGCUGGGGAAAGAAGCCGGAGGCAUGCGGGAGCCCAAGCUCAGCCUGAAGAAGUCCCACUCCAGCCCAUCCCUGCACCAGGAUGAGGCCCCCACCACUGCCAAGGUGAAGCGCAACAUCUCAGAGCGCAGAACCUAUAGGAAGAUUAUCCCCAAGCGGAACCGCAAUCAGCUGUGAAGCUGGCACUGCUCACAGACAUUGGUCCCUGUUCUGGGGUACACUUGAGAUGAACCUCUGUGUGUGUUGUGGGCAGGGGACUUAUUUCAGUGGGUCCAUGACAAGAAAUGAGCUACGUCCCUUCCCUGCUGAAGAACAACCCUUGUUUCCCUGUAGUUCUCAUAUCCACUCCCAAGGGAAGAGGUAGUCUAGGACUUGGCUCUAUUCCCAGAGUUUGUCCUAUGUCGCCCUCCAUCCUUGGAAUCUAAAGUGGGCUCAUUUCCUGGGCCUGGUGGCAAUUGGCAUUUGAGAAUUAGAGCAUAUGUGCAGUGGGUCCUGGCUUCUGGGAGAGAGUUUGGGUCAGCAGAGGCAUCUGAGCAGGCCAGCCAGGGGACCCACAGCCCCCAAGAUGGUCUUUCUGUGGGAAAUAGGUGGUCUGCCCAGGGAGGCCCCAGGAGAGCAGGUCAGGGACUCCUGGGAGCAGGGUCACUGAGGCCCUGCCACCGAGCGGACAGCCUUCUGCACAGGGACCUCUGCAGGCUUCAAGGGCUGUGUGAGGCUGUGAAGCCCCAGGUCUUUGUCUCCUGGCUCCUUUCCCCCUAUAAUCAUCCAUGUGCAGGGCCAGAUGAGAGCCUCACAUGCCCAACUGCUGAUCAGUAGAGCAGAGCCGAGCAUGUGAGCAACAGCCAGGAGGGUGGAGAGCCCUGGAGCCCUGGCACAAGCAGCCUUUGUUUCCCCAGAGCAGGGAAGAAGGUUCUCCAGAUUCAGACCACUAGAGAGUAUGGAGAAGUAAAGAGGUGAUGGUUCCCCCUUGGUGGUCUGUGGGCAUACAGCUGUGGAGAGUUGUGAGGGGUGGGAUGGGGGCUAGGGACCAGGGAGGCCUACGCCAGGCUCAGGAGACCUCUUCAUGUGCUCCUUCCUACUCAGUCCUGAAAGCUUUUUUCCUGAGUGGUGCCAGGACCCCUGGCUACCCUGGGGCUAGCUCACAGGGGCUCUGCUGCUCUCGCCUGGGAAAUCCCCCUGCCCUGCCCUCUGGCUGCCUCCCAGCUGGGCCUGUUCUUGGGGGAGGUUCCGGAGACUCAUGGAUGUGGGGCUCUGCCUGUGGGAAGGAGGCUGGGCUGGAGGGAGAAGCCACCAUUGUCUCUGUUCAGCCAAGUGUGUGAGCAGGCAGCCCGCCAAGAGGGGCCUGCUGCUGCUGCCCGCUGCCACUGCCUGCCGCUGACGCACUGCCUCUCCUGCCUUCCUGCUGGGCCACCAUCCUCUCUCCCAUGCUUGUGAUCAGCCCGAGGCCUGGAACUCCCAGAGUGGGGUUGGUCUGCAGUGUCUCUGGCCAUGGCAAUAAAUACAGACCAACCAAGAAGGAGGAGUGCAUUAGUGUGUGAAGAAAGGAGGGUGGGUGUGGAGGCUCCGUCCCCCCUGCCCCGUGUGCCUCUGGCUGUCCAUGCCAGUGUGCACAGUGUAUGUCUGUGUGCUCAUGCAUACGCACAGUUACAGGCCACCAAAGCUGGAGGGGCCCUCAGAAUCAUGUAUUCUGCACUUCAUCUUUCAUUUCACCAAUAUGACUGAACACUGUUUAUGGGCCAGUACUAGGGCAUUCACAGAUGAAUUAAACAUGUCCCAACAGUCCUGCCCACUGGUUCCCAGCUGUCAGUAUGCAGACAUAAUUUAUCUUGCUGGGGAAGCUGAAGGAUGCAUUCCUGGCCCACACCUUAGGAGUCUGAUUCAGUAGGCCAGAGUCAGGAAUGGAUAUAUAUGCUUACAGCCCCUUGGGCCGCUCCAACACAUAGUAGCAGCAGCCAGAGUCAUGUCCAGGUGUAUCAUUUAUUGAGAUGGAUUCCUAGCAUCCAAGUGGACAUGACUUGGCCCAGGAUUGGUACUUACAAGCCAAAUGACCUUGAGUGGGUGAUUUGACCUCAUUGGACAUGUAUAAGGACAUGUAUCCUUAUUUCUAAAACCAGAAUAGAAGGUGAAGGUUUGUUUGUGUAUGUGUGACACUUCGAUGCUCCUAUGCUCGUGUAGAAUGGGCACCUCCCUUUCACCUGGGCGCAUAGAGCCUUCAGACCAGAUGAAGGUGGCUGCCUGGCUUCCCCAGCCGGUGCUGCCAGGGCACCCCUGUCUGUGGGGCUGAGGACAGGACCCGGGCCGUGGGCUGCAGUUGUGGCAUAGGGCCGCUGGGGGGCAGGCUUUAGCUUUCUAGCUCCUGCUGCUCAGGUGUCUGUUCAGCUACAGCACUGUUCAUGGAAAGGCAGGAAGUUAUUCCGUGUGCUUCUGUGCUAAUACGAGAACUGGGGCCUUCAGCUUCCUAAAACCCACAGUGGUCUGUGCCAGGAUUGCUUCCAUCUGGGAAGCCUCUCCCAAGCCUAGGGGUCGGACUCUGGCAUCUUCCUGCAGAUGGAGAGGAAGAAGUGUCUCAGUCAGCCAAGAGCUUCACAAGGUGAUGUUCCAAGGGGCCCAUGGAAGUGGACACUGGGUGGUUCCCAGUCCCAAUCCUGGGUGUGGAACAGAUCAAACCAUCACAGAACCUUCGGAGGCCUGCAUCUGACCUUGUCUCCACCCCACCCUCCCUUCCCCCUGCAUGGAGGGUCAGUCCUUCUCUUUGCAGGGGAAGGCAGUGGGCACAGGUGCUUGGUGAGGCACUCUGGCUCCAUAGGGUGGCUGGAGUUUGGCUUCAGCCCUUCCCUUCCCAUCCAGGAGAGCUCAGUUUCCAGGGGUUUAGGCCUGCUGUGACCUAGGAUGACACCCUUGCUGCGACCCCUCUAUACCCUCUCACCAUCUCUGCUUGACCUGGCAUUCUGCUGAUGAUAUUCAUGUUUGUUGUUUGCCAGGUACCAGGGAAGGUUAAAAGAUCAUUAAGGCCUGAGGCCUAGAUCCUUUCUCUUGGAGGCUCAUACUCUUCUGGAGAUGGAGACAGACACAGAGUUGUGUCAGGGUUGAAUGGAACUGGGCUGGAGGGUCAGGGUGAGGGUGGCUAAAGGAAAUAGGGCAGUCACGGUGGCCUGAGGCCAGAUCAUACAGGGUCUUGAGUGCAGUCAAGGAGUGUGGCUUUCUCUGAAUGUGCAAUUUCUAAGCAGAGGAGUAACAAGCUCAGGGCUUGGGAGAUGGCCUGAGAGCUUUAAGAAGAUGAAAUGACUUAAAUAAGCAAGGCCGACAGGCAGGUUUACAGUAUGUCCUGGAAAUGCACUGUUCUAUUUGUACAACCUUUAUGUAAAUAUGAAAUUAUUUCAAAAUAAAAAAUUAAAAGGAAA
Nycticebus coucang (slow loris) is the source of this 6711-nucleotide messenger RNA. It is a transcript of the gene PSD4, whose product is annotated as pleckstrin and Sec7 domain containing 4. NCBI's taxonomy places the organism in Eukaryota, Metazoa, Chordata, Mammalia, Primates, Lorisidae. The record is from RefSeq and is a predicted model, not a curated record. Gene Ontology annotation, molecular function: guanyl-nucleotide exchange factor activity; phospholipid binding; protein binding. Gene Ontology annotation, cellular component: ruffle membrane. Bases 341 to 3487 code for a protein of 1048 amino acids. Gene Ontology annotation, biological process: regulation of ARF protein signal transduction. The transcript is spliced from 17 exons.